AUGGAUUGUUUUUGGCCUCUUCUUAAGCUUCUGGACUGUGCUGUAAAUAACGCGUGUGCAUUCCGGUACAAUGGACUCUCCUUCAUCUACCUCAUCUACCUCUUGCUCAUCCCUCUGUUCUCAGAACCAACAAGAGCAACGAUGCAAGGACAUACGGGACGGUUAUUAAAGUCUCUGUGCUUUACCAGUCUUUCCUUCCUGUUGCUGCAUAUCAUUUUUCAUAUCACCUUGGCUAGCCUUGAAGCUCAACACCGUAUUACACCUGGUUACAACUGCUCAACAUGGGAAAAGACAUUUCGGCAAAUUGGUUUUGAAAGUUUAAAGGGAGCUGACGCAGGCAAUGGGAUCAGAGUGUUUGUACCUGACAUCGGGAUGUUCAUUGCUAGCCUGACCAUCUGGCUCGUCUGUAGAAACAUUGUUCAGAAACCAGUGACACAAGAAGCAGCACAGUAUAACCUGGAGUUUGAAAAUGAAGAAUUGGUUGGAGGAGAAAAAAUAGAUCCAGAAGAGGCACUGAUCUAUGAAGAGGAUUUAGAUGCAGGAGAUGGUGUUGAAGGCGAGAUGGAAGAAAGCACAAAAUUAAAAGUCUUCCGCAGGCUUGCCUUUGUGGCUUCCAAGCUUAAGGAGUUUAUUGGCAACAUGAUAACCACCGCUGGAAAAGUUGUUGUGACAAUUUUACUUGGUUCAUCAGGUAUGAUGUUGCCAUCUUUGACUUCAUCUGUCUAUUUCUUUGUAUUUUUGGGUCUGUGCACCUGGUGGUCCUGGUGCCGGACGUUCGAUCCAUUGCUGUUCAGCUGUCUCUGUGUUCUGCUGGCUAUUUUCACCGCAGGACACUUGAUUGGACUCUAUUUAUACCAGUUCCAAUUCUUUCAAGAAGCAGUUCCACCCAAUGACUACUAUGCAAG
Molecule: messenger RNA, 905 nt
Organism: Hipposideros armiger (great roundleaf bat)
Lineage: Eukaryota; Metazoa; Chordata; Mammalia; Chiroptera; Hipposideridae
Product: piezo-type mechanosensitive ion channel component 2-like
Exons: 7
Cellular component (GO): membrane
Molecular function (GO): mechanosensitive monoatomic ion channel activity
Source: RefSeq, a predicted model, not a curated record